AUGCUGACUCCACCGUACUCCGACUUGACCACACGACCAACCGGCAGCCUCCAUGUUGCGAUCGUAGGUGGUGGCAUCACAGGUGUGACCCUGGCCCUCGGCCUAGAAGCCCGCGGCGUCUCGUAUACUCUAUACGAGCGCGCGCCCGAGCUCAAAGAGAUUGGUGCCGGGGUCGGAUUCUCGCCCAACGCCGAGGCAGCGCUGAAGGCGCUCGAUCCGAAGAUCCAUGCGGCUUACAAGAGGGUUGCGAUGCCGAACGGCGAAGAUUAUUUCCAGUGGGUUGACGGCUUCGAGAGUGACAAGGUCCUCUACAAGUUGUUCCUGGGCGAGCAGGGGUUUCAGGGGUGCCGGAGGAGUGAUUUCAUAGAUGAGCUGAGCAGUAUGAUCCCGAGAGAGAAGGUCAAGUUCGGCAAGGCGGCCAAGACGAUUGAAGAGUUGAGGGAUGGAAGGGUGAGACUCGGGUUCCGAGACGGGACGGACGGGGUCGCAGACGUUGUUAUUGGAUGUGAUGGCAUUCACUCGCGCAUCCGUCAGAUACUCCUGGGCGAAGACAACCCGGCUUCAUAUCCCGCAUACUCGAACCAGUUCUGCUUCCGUGGUUUGAUACCAAUGGAUGAAGCGCGGAAGACACUUAGCGAGCAUAGGGCCUCAACGCGGUUCAUGUACAACGGGCCCAACGCGCAUUCUAUCACAUAUCCGGUAUCAAAGGACUUGCUGAAUGUACUGUUGGUCAUCUCAGACCCGAAGCCGUGGAACGGGCCCGAUGGAAAGCACACAUCUCGUGGCCGAAAACAAGAAGCCCUGGAUGCGUUCAAGGACUGGCAUCCCUCUGUCAAAAAUAUUGUCGACCUACUGCCAGAGGAGAUGGAAAAGUGGGCUAUCUUCGACAUGAUCGAGAACCCAGCACCGUUCUACUCGAAGGGAAGCGUGUGUAUAGCCGGUGAUGCGGCGCAUGCUGCGGGUCCGCAUCUCGGCGCAGGCGCCGGGUUUGGGAUGGAGGAUGCCCUGAUCAUCUGCGCUCUUCUCGAGGCGGCCGACAACACGCCCGCGUCGAAGGACGAUAGGUCGAAGGUUGAGAUGUGCCAUGAUCUGCUGCAAGUAUACAACGAUGCGAGAUACGAGCGCACGCAGUGGCUUGUCAAGCGGACGCGGGAAGCCGUUGACCUGUUCCAGUGGAAAGACUCAAGUGUAGGAAACAAUGUUGGGAAGUUCAGUGAGGAGAUUACUUGGAGGUUCCACAAGAUAUGGGACUUUGCAGUCGAAGCUAUGGCUGAGAAAGCUGUCUGGGAUUUUCAUGUUGGAGCCAGACAGGCGAGGAGGUCAGCGAGUUUGGGCUCGAUUAAGUCUAAUGACAAGAUUUGA
Messenger RNA from Truncatella angustata, 1362 nucleotides. Its product is annotated as putative salicylate hydroxylase. Gene Ontology annotation, molecular function: FAD binding. The transcript is spliced from 2 exons. NCBI's taxonomy places the organism in Eukaryota, Fungi, Ascomycota, Sordariomycetes, Amphisphaeriales, Sporocadaceae. The coding region runs from base 1 to 1362 and encodes 453 amino acids. The record is from RefSeq and is a predicted model, not a curated record. Gene Ontology annotation, biological process: secondary metabolite biosynthetic process.